GUCCGCGUCCAGACAAAUCCACUGCGUGGAAUCAGCACAGAGGCUGUCGUGGUGUUCCGUCUUGUGGGAAAUAUCAACCCAACCGGAGCAAUGGUCAUAGACUUCUACCAAACUCAAGCGAGCCCCCCGGUUCGAGCCGUGGCUCUCGUCGCGGCAUCGCUCAAUGUUUCAUUAAACCCAAAACCUCUCGACAUCAUGGAGAAGAAGGAGCAUCUAGAAGACUGGUACAUCAAGUUGAAUCCGCAGCACACAGUUCCGACAAUUGUAGACGGAGACCUCGCCCUGGCUGAAUCCCGCGCAAUCAUGUGCUAUCUAGCCAAUGAGUACGCUCCGGACAGUCCACUUUAUCCGAAAUGUCCGCGGAAACGCGCUCUGGUCGACAGGUUCCUCUACUUCGACAUCGGAACCCUGUUCAAGUCUUUCGCUGACUACUUCUAUCCGAAUCUCCUGUACGCGCAAGCCUACGACCCGGAGAAGGAGCCUAAAGUUAAGGAGUCGAUCGGCUUCCUGGAGACUUUCCUGGGGGACAACGAUUAUCUCGUCGACAACGCCGUCACUAUCGCGGACUUAGCUAUCGCUACAUCUCUCACUCUGCCAGACUCCAUGGAUUACAGUCUCUCGGCUUUUCCGAAAGUUGAGGCAUAUUACAAGCGUUUGCAAGGAUCUCCGAAAUGGGAUGAGAUCAAUGGACUCGGCAUAGAAAUCAUUCGUGGCUUCAGGAGCAUGAGGGCUCAGUGAUUAGGCACGUGCCUGGAGCCUAGGACGGCUCUUCUUAUACAUUCGACGAAUCCGGACGAAUUUUGCCUCAAUAAAUCGGGACCCGAAAUUGUUGACAAAUGGUCCUCAUCCUAGCCU
Galendromus occidentalis (western predatory mite) is the source of this 855-nucleotide messenger RNA. Its product is annotated as glutathione S-transferase 1. The record is from RefSeq and is a predicted model, not a curated record. Lineage: Eukaryota; Metazoa; Arthropoda; Arachnida; Mesostigmata; Phytoseiidae. Gene Ontology annotation, biological process: glutathione metabolic process. The transcript has 6 exons. The coding region runs from base 91 to 738 and encodes 215 amino acids. Gene Ontology annotation, molecular function: glutathione transferase activity.